GCUUGGUGUGGUGAGCUUCUGCUGACACAUGCGCUGCAGACGAAAAAGUUGGUUGGAAUUCGCGCCGCAGUAAAUACACUGCCAAAGUGCCAAUAUGUCUGGAGAUGACGAGACACAAGAGCAGACCAUCGCUGAAGACUUGGUGGUUACCAAGUACAAGAUGGGAGCAGAGAUUGCUAAUCAGGCUCUGAAGACAAUAGCUGCAGCAGCCACUGCUGGGGCCUCCGUGCUCAGCCUGUGUGAGAAGGGAGAUGCGUUGAUUGUGGCAGAAACUGGUAAAGUUUUCAAAAAGGAAAAGGACAUGAAGAAAGGCAUUGCUUUUCCUACCUGCGUGUCAGUUAACAACUGCGUUUGCCAUUUCUCCCCUCUGAGAAGUGACUCUGAAGUCAUACUGAAAGAUGGAGAUCUUGUGAAGAUUGAUCUGGGUGUGCAUGUCGAUGGCUUCAUCUCAAACGUAGCUCACAGCUUUGUUGUUGGAGCAAACAAGGACAACCCUGUGACAGGGCGGAAAGCUGAUGUCAUCAAAGCAGCUUACCUCUGUUCAGAAGCUGCUCUUCGGCUUGUCAAGCCAGGGAACCAGAACACACAAGUCACAGAAGCGUGGAACAAGAUCGCCAAGUCUUUUAAGUGUUCCUCCAUUGAAGGCAUGCUGUCCCAUCAGCUUAAACAGCAUGUGAUCGAUGGGGAGAAAACCAUCAUUCAAAACCCCACGGACCAGCAGAGAAAAGACCACGAGAAGGCCGAGUUUGAAGUGCAUGAGGUGUAUGCAGUGGAUGUGCUCGUCAGCACUGGAGAGGGGAAGGCAAAGGAUUCCGGUCAAAGGAUCACAGUUUACAAACGAGACCCCAACAGGCAAUACGGCUUGAAGAUGAAGACAUCCCGUACGUUCUUCAGCGAGGUGGAGAGACGUUUCGACACAAUGCCUUUCACUCUGAGAGCAUUCGAGGAUGAAGGAAAGGCCAGACUUGGUGUGGUGGAGUGCGCCAAACAUGAGCUGCUGCAACCGUUCACUGUGCUGCAUGAGAAGGAGAGCGAGUUUGUGGCCCAGUUCAAGUUCACCGUGCUGCUCAUGGCUAACGGAUCACUGCGGAUCACCAGCUGCCUCUUUGAGCCCGAACUUUACAAGUCUGAGCACGAAGUGGAGGAUCCUGAGCUAAAAGCUUUGCUUCAGAGCUCGGCCAGCCGGAAGACUCAGAAGAAGAAGAAAAAGAAGGCUUCAAAGACUGUUGAGAAUGCAACGGGACAGGCGAUGGAGACUGAAGCUGCAGAAUAAAAUCUCAAUAAAUAGUGACAGAAAUUGGAUGACCCAAAGAGCAGAUGGCAUGAUUACCUUCUGUCCCGGCCUUCUAAGACGCUCGAGGGCACGGCCGCUGUGAACACCUCUGAAUUUAACAGAUUUCAGUCUGGGACCUGAAACACACAUGGCAUGGACCUCUUGCUCUGACAACAAACAUAUAUUUAGUAAAUUUAAAUUUCAUUGAGGUAACGUUUUGCUGCAGUUCUAUCAUGGAAGAGAUGUUUUGGGCCAGUCCACAUAAGAUCACGUUCCACUUGGUUUGAUUUGUUCUUUUCAGUUAGUGUCAUGAAAGACAUGGGAAAUGAAAUGAGUUUGAUAAAGCAGCGGAUGAAGAAUGCACAGUGCUGUGUCAUCAUGUCUUUUAGAGAAAUGUCUCUGUCAGACACCUGAAUCCACACCUUUGAAAGGAGUGUUAACUUUUUGUGGACAUGUCUGUCACUGUGACAUUAUUACCUGCUAGUACCAGUACUCUUGAAUAAACUUUAAACGCAGCAUUUAUAUUUACAGCCCGAGCAGUCUGUGCUUUAGUUGAUUCUUCCAGGAGUCCACAGUAGGUUAUGUGGAUAUCAAUUUCUAAAACUGACAUAAAGACAUUUCAUUUUUUCCCCUCUGUGGUGGACGGUCUGUACUCCUGCCAAGGUUUCAGCAUUCAGUCCUCUGGUGCCACAGAGUCAAUCUGUUGUACACAUAAGAUCAUAACGGUUAGAUCGAUAGAUGGAUGCUUUUGUUAAACAAGUCCCAGUUUCAGAGACUAUUUUUGGGAACAAUAAAUAACAUGCUAGUAUCA
Messenger RNA from Nematolebias whitei (Rio pearlfish), 2084 nucleotides. RefSeq names its product proliferation-associated 2G4, b (gene pa2g4b). NCBI's taxonomy places the organism in Eukaryota, Metazoa, Chordata, Actinopteri, Cyprinodontiformes, Rivulidae. The record is from RefSeq and is a predicted model, not a curated record. Bases 95 to 1273 code for a protein of 392 amino acids. The transcript is spliced from 13 exons.